AUGUACAAUAGAACGUUAUUAGGCAGACGUGGACCUACACCAAAUUUUGAGAAAGGAGUUAAGGGGUUUAUCACGUGGGCAUUUGCACAAGAAUGUUGUCGACGUGAAGGAGGAGUGAGAUGUCUUUGUCUUAAAUGUGAAUGUAGACCUAUAGUUAGUGACCCAGAGGAAGUAGAACGUCAUUUGAAGAGGAAGUGUUUCAUUAAAAAUUAUUGGGUUUGGACAUAUAAUGGAGAGCAACUGCCGAGUAACGUAUAUGUAGAGACAACUAAUACACACACAUCAAGCAAUCGAUCACAUAUGGAAUUUGAUGAAUAUUUUAAUCUGAUCGAUGAUAUGGUUGGAAAUGCAUUUGGAGUAAAUGUGACAUAUGAUAAACCUCAGAAUUUUGAUGGGAAAGAGUUGCCGAAUGAGGAAGCACAAAGAUUUUAUCAAUUGUUGAAAGAAAUGAAUACACCGUUGUUUGAGGGGUCGGCAGAUUCAAAAUUAUCAAUUGUUGAAAGAAAUGAAUACACCGUUGUGUGA
Molecule: messenger RNA, 525 nt
Organism: Lathyrus sativus (Indian pea)
Lineage: Eukaryota; Viridiplantae; Streptophyta; Magnoliopsida; Fabales; Fabaceae
Source: the annotation of a GenBank genome assembly